Anolis sagrei ordinatus is the source of this 2065-nucleotide messenger RNA. The record is from RefSeq and is a predicted model, not a curated record. Lineage: Eukaryota; Metazoa; Chordata; Lepidosauria; Squamata; Anolidae.
UUGUUUCAGCUGAGUACGCAUGCGCACACCCGUUCUUUGGCGGCCACUUCGAUUUCCUUGCACUUCCGGCAACUUUGAGGCGCCGGGAGCACGAGAGGAACCCAAUAAAGCCCUCGAAGUGUGGGAAAAAGGAUGCCGAAGCCUCCUCCGGUGUGUCCGAACCCUUUAUUUAUGCGCUGGCUCCAAGAAUGGCGCGACGAAGCCGCCGAACGCGGGCGACCAAGAAGCCAAAGGGCCUACGAAAGGGCCCUGAGCUCCCUCCGCAAAUACCCCUUGCCUUUGCACAGUGGGCGCGAGGCCCGGAUCCUCCAAUACUUCGGGGAUCAGAUCUGUCGGCAGCUGGAGGAACGCCUGGAGAGACACCGAGAAGACAUGGCAACAACUGAUCUGCAGCCCCAAGCUUCCUUGUGGAGAGUCCCGAAAGACGCUGAACCAUCAAGCUUUGGGACCACAUCCGCAAGUUGGAUCCCGGGGCCACAGUCUGAUCCGACUCAUUGUCCAGAGCCGCAUAUAAAGAAAAAGCAGCUUGCGUCCCGCCGACGUGCCCGGAUCCCAGCCCAGCGGUCUGCAGCAUAUGCCGUACUGGUUGCUCUCUACCAGGACAGGAGGAAUCCGGAAUCUCGGGGUUACUUGACAAAGCCGGAGUUACAAAGAGCAGCUCAGCCACUCUGUAAUAAAUCUUUCUGUCUGGCUGACCCAGGCGAGAAGAAGACAGCUUGGUCUGCUGUCGGCAAUCUAAUCCGCAAGGAGCUGGUCCUCAAGACCAAUAUCCCAGCUAGAUAUUCUCUGACAGAGGCCGGUUUGUCCUUGGCCCAAGAGUUGGUCGCCUUGGAAGAACCAAAGGGCGAUACCUCGAAAGCACAAUCAACCGCAUCCACUGGAAACAGAGAAUUAUUUCCUUUUUUGGAGGGCGAAGGUGAAGACUGUUUACGCUCAGACCAGUCGGAGAAGGAGGAUCUCCCAAGGUCAAGCUGCAACGAACCAGAAAGAGAGCUGUUUAAGCCCCAGUUCACCCUUCAGCCCGGCCAGUUUGAAGUUGUCCUCUGCGUGGAUGUCAUUGAGACCACCGGGGGUCCUGCAUCCCGGAAACAGGAGCUGAUGGACGAACUCCGACGUCGCAAUGUCCCCUUCAGCGUCCGGAAGCUUCACGUUGGCGACUUCCUCUGGGUUGCCAGAGAGCGGGUCUCUCCAGCCGCAGCUCAAGAAUUGGUCCUCGAUUACGUCGUGGAGCGCAAGAAGAUGCCGGACUUGUGCAGCAGCAUCAUCGAUGGCCGAUUUCGCGAGCAGAAGUUCCGCUUGCGGCAAUGCGGCCUCUCUCAUCCCAUCUAUUUGGUGGAAGAUGCCGGCUCCGUGGAGCACCUCAGUUUGCCUGAGAAGACCCUGCAGCAGGCGGUGAUCAACACCCAGGUGGUGGACGGCUUCUUUGUCAAACGCACCCGUGACAUCCGCGAAUCCGCGGCCUACCUGACCGUCAUGACCCGUUACCUGGCCAGGUUGUAUGGGGCCCGGACUCUCCUGAGCUGCACCAAGGAAGAACUGGACCGGGCACAUCCUCCGCAGCUGAACGGCGGCUCUUGCCGUCUCCUGACCUUCACCGAAUUCAACGAAAGCGCCGUGAAGAACAAGGCCCAGACGGUGAGAGAGGUCUUUGCCCGGCAACUCAUGCAGAUCAGCGGCAUCAGCGGAGAAAAGGCAGCAGCCAUAUUGGAACGAUACCCGACGCCUGCCAGCCUUCGGGAUGCUUUUGCCGCUUGCUCCUCGCUUCUGGCCCAAGAACAGCUGCUGAGCGGCACCAAAUGCGGCAAACUGCAGCGAAACCUGGGCCCCGUCCUGAGCAAGUCUUUGGCCCAAUUGUAUUGCACGCCAGGACCAUUGCCGUGAGCCUGCGUUCGAGAGAGAGAGAGCGUCCAAAAAGAGAGGGAAUGAAUGUGGAUGCAAGAAAAGCAGAGAGUGAUGGAGAGAUGGCUAUUCCGGUGUAAUCUCCGGUGUUGGUCUCUUUUCUAAAUAUAACCCCCACCCAUUGUGUCAUGUUGAUAUUCUUAAUAAAAAUCUCAGGUUCUGUUUU